Dentiscutata erythropus is the source of this 1060-nucleotide messenger RNA. The record is from the annotation of a GenBank genome assembly. Lineage: Eukaryota; Fungi; Glomeromycota; Glomeromycetes; Diversisporales; Gigasporaceae.
UGCAAUUUUUCAAACCUCUUGCUUUCCUGAUGGUCGUCCUGAGGGCCGUGGUGGACAUGAAUCAGUCCAAGUAGAAGAUAAAUUAUACUUCAUGGGUGGCUCUCGUUUAAUCCCAUCAUCAAAUCCAAAACAAUAUAACUUAUCAGAUGAAAUGUUUUACUUAGAUCUUUCAACACAAUUUGAUACUGAAAAUCCACCAUUUACAGAUCUUACCGAUGUUACUUCACGAAUGCUUUAUGGAAACGAAAAAGGUGCUGCAGUUCUUGGGGGACUUAAUAAAUCUAAUAUAUAUUUAAUCGGUGGAACACAGGUGAAUCUAUCUACCAUAAAUUGGAAUGUUACGAACCAAAUAAUAAAUUGGAACGUAACAGACCAAUUUAUUUACAUUUAUAAAACCAAAACUGUCUCUUUAGGAUGGGGAAAUCUUGAACAGGGAGUUAAAGGAACUCAACCUUCAAGACGUAGAUCAACUUCGACAGUGAUAAACUCCAAUGGAACAAUUUAUAUAUUUGGUGGGAGAGUAGAACUAGAUAUGGGGUCAAGCACCCUUAUAUUAUAUAAUGAUUUGUAUCAAUUUGAUACAAUUUUAUUAUCUUGGAAUCAAAUAAUAGCACCAAAUGCACCUUCACCCCGAAGCCAUAGCACCGCAACAUUGCUUCCGGGUGGAAAAAUCAUUUAUAUUGGCGGCGUCUCUCAGGAUACUCCUGGAAGUCAAACUAAUUUACUUAACAUGUUAGAGACUGCAAGCUCUUCAUUUUUAAUACAACCUCGAGUUGGUCAUUCAUCAGUAUUAACUCCAGAUAAUAAUUCAAUUAUAAUAAUGGGCGGGACUUCAAGUUAUCAAUUAAAUCAAACAACAGUUUUUCCAAGGAAUAUAACGAAUAAUGUAACUGAUUCAAAUGAAACCAGUUCAAAGAUUUAUUUAUUAUACAUUCCAUGCUUUACUUGGGAAUCUACUUUUACUCCUGGUAGAUCUGACUGUAAGGAUACCCAUCCUGAAGAUAAAAAGAAUAAUUAUGGUUUAUACGCAGUAAAGGAAGGUGGAAAAAUAAGACUUUGA